CGCACACACAACGCGUAAUCAAAACAACAGGUCGGAAAUUCAAGAAAAGGCCCGCUUCGAAAAUGACCGCAAUCGACAAAAUUCAAGCCUUGGAUCUCAUAGAAAGGGAACUGAUUCUGUGUCUUCAAAGUGCCGGUGCCGCUUUGCUGGAGCUGAGUAAGGAGAAAACAAGCCAGAAAGCCACCGAGACCAACGUGAACCAGUUCCUGAAGUCGCUCAACAACGUCGAAUCGAAGCUGUCGGAGCAGAUCAACUAUUUAACGCAAGUGUCCACCGGACAGCCACACGAAGGUUCUGGCUAUGCUUCGGCCAAGGUGCUGCAGAUGGCUUGGCACCGCAUACAGCACGUCAAGUCACGGAUCAAGGAGCUGGAAGAGUGCAAGCUGCGCUACAUACAAGCCAACCGAAUGCAGUCCAACCGGGUCGGCCAAAACGCCUCUUCUACCACCGCUGGAGUUUUGAUGUAGAAAGCGAGUAAAAAGAUCAUAUUUAUCAAAUCUAAUAAAACCAAAAUCAUUUUUA
Messenger RNA from Anopheles aquasalis, 522 nucleotides. It is a transcript of the gene MED11, whose product is annotated as mediator complex subunit 11. Gene Ontology annotation, cellular component: mediator complex. Gene Ontology annotation, biological process: regulation of transcription by RNA polymerase II. The record is from RefSeq and is a predicted model, not a curated record. Gene Ontology annotation, molecular function: transcription coregulator activity. Lineage: Eukaryota; Metazoa; Arthropoda; Insecta; Diptera; Culicidae.